GGUCCGCGCUGGCGUACUCGGCGUACAUCUUCCCGGAGGAAUGGGUCGACAGCACCUUCCACCGCUGCUACGUCCCCGCGGCCGUGUUUAACUCCGUCGUCAGCACCAGCCUGUCCUGCUACUCCAGCCUCGUGGACACCCCUCUGCUGCUGCAGUUCUACCUGUGUGCGGUGCAGAGCUGCACGGAGGCUGCUGUCCCCGUCCACUACAAGCACACCGUCUUCGCCUUCCUCACCUGCUUCAUCUUCGCCAGCCACCUGCCAGAGAGGCUUUCGCCCGGGCACCUAUAUCGUGCUUUUGGCGUUGUUGCAGGGCACAGCCACCAAGUCUUCCACGUCUGCGGGAUCCUCGGCACGUACUUCCAGCUGGAGGCCAUCACCGUGGACAUGGCCGAGCGCCGCGGCCACCUCCUGUCCCCCUCAUCACCUCCCUCCCCGCUGCAGACGCUGGGCUCCAUGGGCAUAGGUGUGGCCACGAGCCUGGCCGUCAUCGGGCUCUGUGCUGCGUCCCUGCGCUUCAUGCCCGAGCCUCUGCAGAGAGAAAAACCACAUGGGCAGUAG
Pterocles gutturalis (yellow-throated sandgrouse) is the source of this 560-nucleotide messenger RNA. RefSeq names its product membrane progestin receptor gamma-B-like. Lineage: Eukaryota; Metazoa; Chordata; Aves; Pterocliformes; Pteroclidae. The record is from RefSeq and is a predicted model, not a curated record. The transcript is spliced from 3 exons. The annotation marks the transcript as partial. Gene Ontology annotation, cellular component: membrane.